GAAAUACUUUUGAGUCAAAAGCUCUGCCUUUGUUCUGGCAACUGACGGAGUAAGAAAGACUGCUGCUUGGGGGUUCUUUUCAGCAUUAAGUGUUUCCACCGGCCCCCAUAGAGACAACAGCAAAAGAUGUCCUGGGCGUCGUUGGUGAAGUCGAUUAAGCCGGAGGAGGCGGCAAAGUUUCUGGAGAAGCCGCAGGCGGUGGUGUACGCCGUCGACGCUUCACAGGACAGUGCCGAGCGUGCGCUGCAGAACCCGACACACGACACUGCGGAGGUGAAGUUGCCGUCCUUCUCCAAAGGUCUUCUCAUUUUAGAUGCCAACGCGAUCAUCAAGGGCAUGGACAACUUCGUCUCCACCGCGGACGCCCUCGUCACCAUUCCACAGGUGGUCAGCGAAAUCAAGGAUCGCGCGUCGCGUGACUUGCUGGAGCGUCUCCCGCACACCAUCACCGUGUUGGACCCUACGCGGGAGGCGGUGGCGGCCGUUGUGGCCUGUGCGGAGCGCACCGGCGACUUCGGCGCCAUGUCGCGCACCGAUAUUCGGCUCUGCGCCUUGGCACUGGACUGCUGCAAGGCCGGGGGCUUCUUAGGCGAGCCGAUCGCGCCGCGCCCGCCGCAGGUCAACCCGAAGAACGACGAUAAAAUUGAAGUAGUGACGGAGGAGAUGAGUGAGGGCGAGUACGACGAGAACACCGAGCAGGAAGAGGAGGAAAACGAAGAAGGAGACGAGCCGGCGGGUACUACGGAGGGCAACGCUCCUGCCGCUCCCCGCGAGAGUCGGCUCCCAGGUUGGGGAAACUGGGAAGAUGAACAGAAGGAAGGUGCGGGCGUGCACGCAGACGACGACGGCGAGGGCGACUGGAUUACCCCUGAAAACAUCCACGAAAUGCAGAAUGGAUCGCGUGGAACGGGUCGUGCCUUCGAGGCGGGAAUGGCCUGCGUGACGUCCGACUACGCCAUGCAGAACACGUUAAUGCACCUUGGUGUGCCCAUCGUGGGGACGAACGGCAUGCACAUUCACGAGCUGCGUCUGUGGCUCAUGCGAUGCACGGCGUGUUUUGCGUUGGUGGUGGACACGACCCGCCAGUUCUGCCCCGAGUGCGGCUCCGGCGACACACUCCGCCGCGUCAACUACGUCGUGAACGACAAGGGUGAGAAGAAGCUGUACAUCAACUUCAAGCGAAAAAUAAGCACGCGCGGUACCAUCUACAACUUGCCAAAGCCGCGUGGCGGCAAGAAGGGCACGAACCGCAACCUUGUUCUCCGCGAGGAUCAGCUGGCGCACGUAGUCCGCGGCACCACGAGCAGCAAAGUGAAGGAGCACCAGGUGAUGCAGCACGACGACGACGCGCUCGCUGCUUUUGGCGAGAUGCCGAAGCACAAGAAGAAGAACCUCGCCGACCCACGCGCCUACUCGUCCUACCACAAGUACAACGUGAACGAGAAGAAGAAGGUGCGGGCGGCCCAUCGCAAGUGA
Messenger RNA from Leptomonas pyrrhocoris, 1476 nucleotides. RefSeq lists its product as hypothetical. Gene Ontology annotation, biological process: maturation of SSU-rRNA; ribosomal small subunit biogenesis. NCBI's taxonomy places the organism in Eukaryota, Euglenozoa, Kinetoplastea, Trypanosomatida, Trypanosomatidae. The transcript has a single exon. Gene Ontology annotation, cellular component: preribosome, small subunit precursor. The coding region runs from base 127 to 1476 and encodes 449 amino acids. The record is from RefSeq and is a predicted model, not a curated record. Gene Ontology annotation, molecular function: RNA endonuclease activity.